Molecule: messenger RNA, 2864 nt
Organism: Hibiscus syriacus
Lineage: Eukaryota; Viridiplantae; Streptophyta; Magnoliopsida; Malvales; Malvaceae
Product: phosphatidate phosphatase PAH1-like
Exons: 10
Coding region: 27-2666 (879 amino acids)
Molecular function (GO): phosphatidate phosphatase activity
Source: RefSeq, a predicted model, not a curated record
UCUAAGAAAUACUUUUUUUUUUACAAAUGAAUGUGGUUGGCAAAGUUGGGAGUUUAAUUUCACAAGGUGUAUAUUCCGUUGCCACUCCUUUCCAUCCUUUUGGUGGAGCUGUUGAUAUAAUUGUUGUUCAGCAACCAGAUGGGACUUUUCGGAGCACGCCUUGGUAUGUUCGGUUUGGGAAGUUUCAGGGUGUUUUAAAAGGGACCGAGAAGGUUGUUCGUAUAACUGUUAAUGGCGUUGAAGCAGAUUUUCAUAUGUGUCUUGAUAACUCGGGCCAAGCAUAUUUUUUAAAGGUGGUUGAUUCUGGUGUAGGAAUUGAGACGAGUGGAGAUAUCAAAGAUUCUGAUGGUGGAAUUGUCUCGGAUUCUGAGUUGGCUCAAUUGAGGGAUGAAUAUGAUGACACAAGUCAAAACCGGCUUGAAAGGGUAGAAUCUGAUACUAUGUUCUAUGACUUUCAAGAUGAUCAGUUCUCUCAAGAGGAUUUGGUUAAUUUGUCCGAAUAUGAGUCUGGCCAAUAUGAGGAUUUGGAUAGUGUGUGUUUUGAUGAAGCACAAGGUGUAGGCUCAGAAGUUGUCUUGUUCAGAGUGGAUGGCCAUAUAAUUACAGCUCCUGUUUCGGCAUCAGACAAGACUGCUGAAAAUGUGCAACCAAGCAAGCCUCUGUUCCGUAUAGGACCAGUUGAAGGACCACCCUUUUGUGAGGGUAAUGGGGAAUCUAGUUCAGGUGACAAUGUGUCGGAUGCUGACUAUACUUGUAAGCUCAAUUCUGUAGCACCUAAGGAUUCCUAUGAUAUUGUUUGCAGCUUGAACAGUGAUUCUACUGCUUCAGGACACCAUCAAGAAGUUUUUAAAGAAAGGGGGGAGCAUGCCUGUGAAACUGAAGAAACUCAAAACCUUUCUAACCAAGAAAAUGAAUUUAUCAGGCAAAGUGACGUUGAAGAUGCAUCUGUGCAUGUUAACAAGGAUGUUUUUAAGAGCUGCCUUGAACUAUCUGAACUGGGCAGACAUGGUGAAAAUACCAAUUCUGAAGAAAUAGAUAGCCCAUUACAAGCUCAGAGUUCACAAGAUAAACCUCCUUGCAGCCCUCCAGAAGUUGGUGAAACUGAAAAUGGUGCUAUUGGUGACUACCAAAAUAAAGAUGUACAGUAUUCCUCUUGUAGGCCAAAUUCUUCCUAUCAAAAUGGAUUUCCUGAUUUACCAAUUGAAAAGAAAGUUUCAGAAACAGAUUUUAUGGGCUGUAACAAUACAUCUGUUAAUUUGGUUAUUAGUGAACCUGAAUUGAGAGAUGAACAGUUUGGUACAUCAGCAGCAACUGAAGGGAUGGAUGGCGGUCUGCAAAUUCGUGCACUUGGGGAUAAGAGUAGGGAAAGUGAAAUGGUGGAAACUAAAACAACUUGCUCUAAAGAGAUAGCAGCUCAUGGGAGCAAGGGAUUUGAGAUCUCACUCUGUGGGAAUGAACUUCAUGUGGGUAUGGGAUUAGAUGCUGCAGCAGAAGUCUUUGAAGCACACAGCGUACCAGAGGAGGAAUACAAAAAUAAUGCAAUGUCAAUUAUUAAGAAUGCAAAUCUUAUCAUCCGAUUCAGAGAGAUGUACUUGCCAUGGGAAAAAGCUGCUUCUAUUGUUCUUGGAAUGGCUGCAUUUGGUAUAGAGUUAGCUGUUGAGCCCCGAGAUGCAAUCCCUGUUGAACAGGAUGAGUCAUUGAAACCAAAAGAUGAUGAUUCUAUGGUCACUUCUGCAUCUUCUAGCCGUAGAUGGAGGCUCUGGCCUAGUUCCUUAACAAGGGUCAAAACACUUGAGAAGAACGACAGCAAUAGUGAGGAGGUAUUUCUUGAUACCAAAUCUUCUCUACAAGAUUCACCAUCCGAUUUAAUUUCAGCAUCCACUAGAAAGAUUGAAUCUCCCGGCAAAAAGUUUGUGAGGACAAAUAUUCCCACCAACGAGCAGAUUGCUUCAUUGAAUCUGAAAGAUGGUCAAAAUAUGAUUACUUUCAGUUUCUCCACCAGGGUUCUGGGAACACAACAGGUUGAUGCACAUCUUUACUUGUGGAAGUGGAAUGCAAAGAUUGUAAUCUCAGAUGUAGAUGGAACUAUUACCAAGUCUGACGUUUUAGGCCAGUUUAUGCCUUUAGUUGGAAGGGAUUGGACACAAACUGGUGUAGCUCAUCUUUUUUCUGCCAUUAAGGAGAAUGGAUAUCAGCUUCUAUUUCUUAGUGCACGUGCAAUUGUUCAGGCAUAUUUAACCAGAAAUUUUUUACUCAACCUGAAACAGGACGGAAAAGCUUUACCGACUGGACCUGUUGUUAUUUCUCCUGAUGGUUUGUUUCCCUCAUUGUACCGUGAAGUGAUAAGAAGAACACCUCAUGAAUUCAAAAUAGCUUGUUUGGAGGAUAUCAGGAAACUUUUCCCUUCCGACUACAAUCCAUUUUAUGCGGGUUUUGGAAACCGAGACACAGAUGACCAAAGUUACAGAGAAAUCGGAAUCCCAACGGGAAAGAGAUUUAUUAUUAACCCAAAGGGUGAGGUGGUUACAAGUCAUUGUAUGAACACGAGAUCAUAUACAUCACUACAUACUCUUGUUCACGACAUGUUUCCACCAACAUCAUUGCUUGAGCAGGAGGAUUAUAACUCAUGGAACUUUUGGAAAGUGCCGUUGCUGGAUAUCGAUUAAGAUAGUUGAUUGUUUAAAGAAUAGAGUUUAGUUGUACCAAGGAGAUGGCGAGUAGCAUAAAUUGCCCCAUAUGUAAGAGAUUAUUCUGAUAUGCUUCAAGUUCUUAUAACUUGCUCACUCCAUUUAUAUUCUUUAGUGAACUUCAAAUGUUUUGUUGGGGUUCAUCUUGUAAUGAAUAGAUAGUUCAAGUGCAAAAAA